GAAGGAAGGCAAGGAUGGCAGAGUCCAGGUCCUUGCCCACAGGGUUUCGAGAACUGGAGGUGCUGGCUGUGGGGAUGGUGCUGCUAGUGGAAGCUCUCACUGGUCUCAGCCUCAAUAGCCUGACCAUCCUCUCUUUCUGCAAGAACCCGGAGCUUCGGACCCCUAGCCACCUGCUGGUGCUGAGCUUGGCUUUUGCAGACAGUGGGAUCAGCCUGAAUGCCCUCGUUGCAGCCACAUCCAGCCUCCUUUGGCGCUGGCCCUAUGGCUCAGAUGGCUGCCAGGCUCACGGCUUCCAGGGGUUUGCAGCAGCAUUGGCCAGCAUCAGCAACAGCGCAGCCAUUGCUUGGGGGAGCUAUCAUCAUUACUGCACCGAUAGAAGAUUGGCAUGGGACACGGCCAUAUCCUUGGUGCUCUUUGUGUGGCUAUCUUCUGCCUUUUGGGCAGCACUGCCCCUCCUCGGCUGGGGCCACUAUGACUAUGAGCCUCUGGGGACAUGCUGCACCCUGGACUACUCCAGAAACUUCACCAGCUUCCUGUUCACCAUGGCCUUUUUCAACUUCCUCCUGCCCCUUUUCAUCACACUCAUAUCCUAUCGGCUCAUGGAGCAGAAACUUGGGAAGACAGGACAUCCCCAGGUGAACACCACCCUCCCAGCCAGGACACUGCUGCUCGGCUGGGGCCCCUAUGCCCUCCUGUAUCUGUACUCAGCCAUCACAGAUGUGACCCUCAUCUCCCCGAAGCUGCAGAUGGUACCUGCUCUCAUUGCCAAAAUGGUGCCCACAAUCAAUGCUGUGAACUAUGCCUUGGGCAGUGACAUGGUCCACAGAGGAAUCUGGCAGUGCCUCUCAUCAAAGAGAAGUGAGCGGGACUGAGCACACUGAGCCUCUCCAUAGGGCUGUUCAGAUGCAGACCCACCCCUGCUACUCUGGACUGGGCUCCAUGGUUGGAGGCUGCACAAGGAGUCCUACCCAGCAGCCUCAGAAGCCAAGCUCCAGACAUACAUCCUCCAUCCCUAAUGGCCCUGUUGAACCUGGCCCUAGGCUGGACACAAGAAAGGAGCUGGCCUAAGGGGCCAGAGAGACUUGAAUGUUAGUCAUAGCCCUCCACAUAGAGGCUAGAGACCUUGGGAAAUUUGUUGUUCCUGACCUUAACAUAAAUAUAUUAAUAUGAACUCCCCAGGGCUUUUGCAAGACUUGAAUAAGAGAAUGUAUAUGCACCAUGCACACAGAAGCUGCUCAUUGGAACAGAAUUGUUAGAACUCAGGGUUUUACAUCAAAAAGGGUAAAAGCCCUAGGUUAUUUGUGGGUGCUCAACCCAGGCUGCCAGCAUUCGUAUGCUGCUUAUUAAACUGUCAUCUGGUGUAAAUGACUUACUCUGCCUGUACAUCUUUCCCAGCCUGUGAGAUGUGAUGACAGUAAUGGCAACUUGAGCAUGCAGAAAGGACCAGCAUAUCACCUGGCAUGUUAAAUGCUCACUGAGUAUUGUCCACCAGUACCCACCAGUCAAAAACAGCUAAGCUGCAUGUUGCUUAGUUGCCAACAUUAAAAGGCAAUUUAUUUAAAACUCCAGAUGUCUGAAGAGGAGGUCCCAGCAGUCUCCUCCAUGGCGACAGUUUGCAGGGAUCAGGGCAUCUCUGCCUUUUGCCCAGGGCAUGUGCUCUCCAAUAGCUGCUGCUCAUGCAUUCCCUGCAGAGCACAUGGCCAUCUGGGUUUGUGACACUAACACUGGAGUCCCCAUCCCUGGAUGUACAACUGUUCCCCCCAGAGUCAGCACUUCAAGGACAAGGUUCACAGAUGAGGGUAGGACUCGUUGCCAUAGAAGAAGAUGGAGAUGGUUGGCAGGGUGAUUAAGGGCUCUAACACAAGGUCUGAUGAUAGAGGGGCAGCUGUCCCAAGCACCAUGGAGGCAGGAAGGAUAGAGCUGAAGAGGAAAGAGACAAGCCCUCAGAGCUGGGGCAUGGGAUGGUCAUGAGAACAGCAUCUGGGGUCUCUGGGCACCAGGACCUGACUCUUGGUUUUGCAGAUGCAGAAAAUCAGGUCAAAUCAACGUAAUUCAUGAGAAGUCCACAUAAAGCCAAGACCAGUCCAGUCAUUUUGAAAAACAAGGGCAGGUGAGAGGAAGCAGCCUUCCCACAGCAGUCUUUUCUAGACCAUACCCUAUGCCGAAUGCUAUGGAGACAAGAUGCCACUCAGCCUCACUCCAGCACUCACACACGGUUCUUGUCUUAGGCCCUGGAGUGGAACCAGCAGAGAAAAUCCCAGGCCUGAGCUGUGCUCACACACUGGCUGUUUGGGUAGCCAGGGAGAUAGUGGAGUUCAGCAAUCAGAGUUGCUGAUCCUGCCCCCACAGCCCAUGGAUCCUUAAAUUGUCUUAAUUGGAGAGCUGACCUCCACUCCACCAUUCGACAUACCCCACUAAGAUAGGACAAGGAAACUGAGAAGAGAAGGGAGAUGAACCCAGACUCACAGAAAGGGUGGAAGAUGAGAGAGGCUGGUGACAUCCAGCAUAAUGGCCAAUGUCACCAAACACAUCACACCCCAACCUGCACUCGAAAGAGAGAUGGGGAGAGAGGGAGGUGGGCUGGGAGUAAUCAAGGACACCUUUAGCCCCAGCCCAAGUCUAUGUGGAGCUGGAAGUGGUGGCAUCUCCAUGCUGGACUGGAUCAGCAGGAGAUGAGAAGGGCUGAUAUGGUGCCCCAUAGGUUGGGGGAGAUCCUCAAAGCCUGAAGCCAUUUAUUUAAGAAGUUCCAAGUCUACCCAGACCCUCGCUUCUCAUUUAUAAAGUGGGUUUAGGGAGCCUCGUUACCAUUGGGUAUUUUCCAAAGUACUUUCAGGAUCUAAAGUCACUUGUGGACACUAUGCACAGGGCCUCUCCUCUGCCUACCAGCCCACCAGCCCUCCAGCACCCCUGCCUCAACCUUUCAUGGAGCAGCUCAGCAGCAAGGACAAGAGAGGUGGCUGAGUCUUGUCUGAGACCCACCUUUCUGUGAGCCCUUGGUAGAGUCUCUGGGCUGGGAGAGGAAUCAGAGCCACCAGUCCCUGGAUCUCACCCAUCUCCUGUCACAAGGUAGAGCACAGCCCCCAAGGCCUGGCACCUCCUGAAGCUCCCUUUGCCCUGUGUGGCCCUGGUACCAGAUCGCAGCCCUCAAACUGUCUACAGCGAACAUGUACCACUUCUACAGUCAGAAAAACAUGCUCAUAUGUGAAGUAAGGGGUUACUUCUGCUUCCUUGGAGCUUUUUUUUUCCUGGACCCUUCUGUUGGUCUGAUUUUGGUGACCCUCUCCACCAUCACCCUCACUUUCCUGCCCACACUCAGGCUCCUGUUUCUUGGGCACCCCACAUCUCUCCCCUCCAUUCAUUCCUGUGUCCCCUAAUGCCACAUAGGAAGGAUAGUUAAGGAUAGUGUCUGCUCCCCAGCCAACAGACACAAUGCACUUGGGGAGUACACACCAGCAUGGUCCUCUUUCCCACACCAUCAAUCACUAGGGCCACCAUGCUGUCCCUAAGUUCUCCAAAAGUCAGGAGAACUAAGGCCAAUGGUGGGUGAGGAAACCAGAACCCCGAGGAACCAGGAAAGGAGGGUGAAAGCAACAGAGACUAUGGAGCCUGGUCAACAGACCUGAGAGCUCAGGGCAUCUUCAACGGGGCCUGGGAAUCAGCCCUGCCUUUGCCCCAGGCUUCACCAGUACUCCAGGUGUAUUGGCCUCGGCCCAUUGUGUGCCACCAAAGAAUCCGGAAUGGAUUUGGAAAAGGCCACCAUAAAGCAGGUGAACAACCAGAACCAGGUGCCAGAAAACAAUUAAGCAAUCACUUCCUCAUUUGUAGGUGAGCAUCCAUUUGACCCCUAACCCCAUCUGUGCCCUUUGGUCUUGUUCAUCCACUCAUUCAAUGUGCCUUUAAUGAGCAGCUACUGUGUCAAGCUGCUGUGUUGAUGGGAUGAUGCAGGGCCAAGACGCUUUCCAGUUUCCUCAGGAAGAAUUCAUGGCCCCUUUACCUCUUCAUGGCAUUUGUGAGUAAAAAGUUGGUGCUACCAUGGCUCCAAAGUCAAAAGGAGAGAUUAAGGUAGAGUCAUGUCCAAGUGCCAUUAGCCACAGUAUUGAUAGUAAGGGUGAUCGAGAUUGCUUGAAAGUUUCCAUCAGAAUUUCUCCAAGUCUUUACCUCAAAACUAAACUCUUCUGCCUCUUUGCAGAGAAAUGAAACAUGCCUUUGGAGCUUCACUGUGCAUUUGGUUUAAUCAUGUGUUUCAACAGAACUGUCCCCCACUGACCUUCAAUGCACAGUGCCUUCAGUCCCAUUCUGGAUUUUUUAAAAAGUUUCUUUGGUUUGACUUGAUAACCUAAAUGCCAUCAUUAUUUUUCACAGUAACAGCAGCGGGCCCCGGGCAUGCACCUGUGUGUCAUGACCAGGCUCCAGCCCUGCCAAUGCCUCCCUAGAGGCUGCAGUGAGUCAGGAGCUCUCUGUGGUCCAUCCUUUCCCUCUCCUCAGUCUGAGUGGGCUCCGACAGGGCAGAAGGUUUUCAAAUGCCAUCAGAAGUCUAACUCUUUUUAAAAAAGAGGUUUGUUAUGAAUUUGAUAUUUGAGUCCUCCCAGGAUUUGAAUGUUGAAGAGUUGAAGCCCUAAAUCCCAGUGUGACUACAUUUAGUGAUGGGGCCUUUACAGAAGAUUAAAAUUAAGUAAGAUCUAAGGAUGGAGCCCCAGUCUCAUAGGAUUAGUAUCCUUCUGAGAAGAGACACUACAGAGUUCUCUCUCUACUCACGUGCACUAAGGAAAGGCCAUAUAAGGACACAGUGACACGGCAGCCAUCUUCAAGCCAAGGGGAGAACUCUCACCAGACACCAACCCUUCUGGCACUUUGAUCUUGGACUUUGACCUCAGAACUACGAGGCAAUCCAUUUCUGUCAUUUAUGGACCCAGCCUGUGGUGCUGUUGUUAUAACAACCCCAGGGGACUAGCACAAUGUUACAACAAAGCUCCUUGCUUAGAACAGAUGACAGACUAGGGGAUGGAGAGCCCAGCUGGUGCCACUGCCCCCGACAUCAGAGUACUCAGUGUCGUUUCUGUAGAACCCCGAGUUUGUAUGAAAACCAAUUUAAAAGGCACAAACUUUGUUUUCUAAGAUUGCCUCCAAUUCUUGGACCCACUGAUUUCAGUUUAUUUAGAUCUCUAGCAAAGAAAUAUAAGUACAAUAGAAUAAUACCCCCAACUCACCCCAUCGUCUUGCUGGGAAGAUGACUCUGCCUAUUGACAAAUGUACUUGAAUUAAAGUCACAAAUACAGUAGAAAGCUGUUUCUGAGGCAAAUAAAUAGAAGAUCCCUGCCCUCCUCCCCAAGAUCCCCACUGAGACAGUUUUCUGGGGGAGGAACGUUGCUGUGUGCUUGCCUGAUUAGCAGAAAAAGGAAAUAUAA
Messenger RNA from Phyllostomus hastatus (greater spear-nosed bat), 5405 nucleotides. RefSeq names its product retinal G protein coupled receptor (gene RGR). The transcript is spliced from 7 exons. NCBI's taxonomy places the organism in Eukaryota, Metazoa, Chordata, Mammalia, Chiroptera, Phyllostomidae. The coding region runs from base 15 to 872 and encodes 285 amino acids. The record is from RefSeq and is a predicted model, not a curated record. Gene Ontology annotation, biological process: G protein-coupled receptor signaling pathway; visual perception; phototransduction. Gene Ontology annotation, cellular component: membrane. Gene Ontology annotation, molecular function: G protein-coupled receptor activity.